Messenger RNA from Yamadazyma jaroonii, 561 nucleotides. Lineage: Eukaryota; Fungi; Ascomycota; Pichiomycetes; Serinales; Debaryomycetaceae. The record is from the annotation of a GenBank genome assembly.
AUGGAUAAAGAGUUCGCUAAAACUUACUUACAAUUGAUUUCUCUUGACGAGAAAGUCAAUGAUUUCAAUACCAUUCAAUCUUAUUCGUCUAUAGAUUCAUUGGGUCCAAGUUUACCUCAAUUUAAAUUUGCUUUGCCAAUCAUUGAAGAUGCUGAAUCAGAUGUUAAAAAAGUAACUGUCACAUUGAAAUCCAUAAAGCCUCCUAAAUUUUCAGUUUCAUUAGAUUUCCCUGAUUCUGAUACUAUCUACAAGGUCAAAACUACAUUGAUCGAAAAGGAAGGAUUGGCCGUUGAAGCUGCUGAUAUAAAAUUUUUGGUCAAAGGUAAAGUAGUUCAAGAUGCUGCUGUAUUAAGUGAAUUAGAUAAUUUAUCCUUUAUGUGUAUGAUAGCUAAAACCAAAAUGGACAGUCCAGCUCCUGAAACUCCUAAAGAAACCGAAAAGCAUAAAAUCGAUUACGUCUCACCAGAAGCUUGGGACAAGAUAUUAGAGGUUUUGAUUAAAGACGGUAACUCCGAUAAUGCAGCUAAUGAUAUUUUAUUAAGAUUUAAAUCCAGUAUUUAG